Molecule: messenger RNA, 2586 nt
Organism: Podospora anserina S mat+
Lineage: Eukaryota; Fungi; Ascomycota; Sordariomycetes; Sordariales; Podosporaceae
Exons: 5
Biological process (GO): DNA-templated transcription; regulation of DNA-templated transcription
Molecular function (GO): DNA-binding transcription factor activity, RNA polymerase II-specific; zinc ion binding; DNA binding
Source: RefSeq, a predicted model, not a curated record
AAGCUGACCAGUCAUUCCCGACAGACAUGCCACGCACGCAAAGUUCGAUGCGAUGCCGCCAGCCUCGGCGUGCCGUGUACCAACUGCGUCGCCUUUCAGAUCGAAUGCCGCAUCCCUACCCCGAAGCGCAAAAAGGUGGCUAGCAGCAUCGCCCAGUCCAAGGAUUCUGAUAGCACUUUUCCCAGUGGCACCCGACCUCCUGCUGUCUAUCACACCCACGAAGCUACCCCCUUGACCGCCCCUACCGAGGAGCAACAGAAGAAGGAGGAGUUUGAUAAUGCCACCUUGGCCAACUAUAUGAAUCUGGUCAUGAAGCCCAAGUUUACGCGGGCCCCCAUCACCGAGGCCGGCAGGGUGGCCUACCUUGGAGAGUCUUCCAACCUGACGCUGCUUGUUCACGACCGUCAGAGCUCGGCAGAUGUCGUCCACUACCCGCUGCCAGAGAAUAUCAAGGGAUCCAGGGCACGACUGACAGAGCUGGACAAUGUCGAGAUUGAAAUCCUGCACCAGCGAGGAGCCUUCCUGCUCCCGCCAAGGUCCCUCUGCGACGAGCUGAUCGACUCAUACUUCAGAUGGAUCCAUCCCGUCGUCCCUGUGAUCAACAAGACCAAGUUCAUGCGCCGGUACAAGGACCCCAAGAACCCGCCGUCUCUGCUUCUGCUACAAGCCAUGCUGUUGGCAGGGUCACGGGUGUGUACCAAUUCUCAGUUGAUGGACGCCAACGGCUCUUCGACGCCGGCAGCCUUGACUUUCUACAAGAGAGCCAAGGCUCUGUACGAUGCCAACUAUGAGGAUGAUCGGGUGACCAUUGUCCAGUCCCUUUUGUUGAUGGGGUGGUACUGGGAAGGUCCCGAGGACGUCACCAAGAAUGUGUUUUACUGGACCCGUGUCGCCACCAUCGUCGCCCAGGGCUCGGGCAUGCACCGGAGUGUGGAGGGGUCACAGCUCAGCAGGUCUGACAAGAGGUUAUGGAAGCGCAUCUGGUGGACACUGUUCACUAGGGAUCGGUCAGUGGCGGUUGCGCUUGGGCGGCCUUGUCACAUCAACCUCGAUGAUUCGGACGUGGAGAUGUUGACCGAGGAUGACUUCAUCGAGGACGAUACCGACCACCCUACUGGCGAACACCCGCCAGAUCCCAUUCACGUUCAGUUCUUCUUGCAGUAUGUCAAGCUCUGUGAGAUUAUGGGCUUGGUGUUGUCGCAGCAGUACUCGGUGGCGGCCAAGGGCAGGCGGCAGAACGCCAUCGACCUCACACACAGCGACAUGGCGCUUGCGGACUGGCUUCAGAACUGCCCCAAGAUUGUGUACUGGGAGAUGCCGAGGCAUCACUUCUGGUCUGCACUGCUUCAUUCCAACUACUACACCACACUCUGCCUGCUUCACCGCGCCCACAUGCCUCCGAGUGGCUCCCACAGGUUCCCAGAAGACUCGGCCUACCCAUCACGCAACAUUGCUUUCCAGGCGGCGGCCAUGAUUACCUCGAUUAUUGAGAACCUCACAGCUCACGGGGAGCUCCGCUACUGCCCGGCGUACGUGGUGUACAGCUUGUUCUCGGCGCUCAUCAUGCACGUCUACCAGCUCAGGUCACCGGUGCAGUCCAUUCGACAGGUUACGCAGGAUCGGAUCCGCACUUGCAUGGAUGCUCUUAAGGAUGUGUCCAAAGUCUGGCUGGUGGGCAAGAUGGUACACACCCUUUUCGAGUCGAUUCUCGGAAACAAGGUGCUUGAGGAGAGGCUGCAGAAGGCGGCUGGCAAGAGACACCGCAAGGCGCAGCAGAGCCUUUCUCAGCUGGAACAGCAUCAGCGGAUGCAAGAGAAGCGCAAAUACGACGAGAUGGCGAUCGAUUUCUCGGUUAACACGCCACAGCCACAGUACCAGGAGUCUUAUGAACGGUCCCGGCCACAAACGCCCAGUUUCCUGAACAAGGAGCAGAAUCCAAACGCGAUGCCUCCCCCCACCGCCACCGCCACAGCCACGACCUCACCGCCGCCUCACACCCGCAACAACGGCGACGCGUUCAUGGGCGGGACCGCCUCACGCCCGCACACCCGACCGGCAACGCCAUUUAACCCUUCGUUCUCUGUUCCAGCCACGCCGCCGGACCUCUAUCUGGUCACGAGAAACUCACCUAACCUGUCGCAGUCCAUCUGGGAAAACUUUCAACCGGAUCAGUUGUUCCCCGAGGGUGUCCAAGCGCCGUUCCAGGGGCAGUUUUCGCCGCACCAGCACCAUCAGAACAUGGACGCCUCGGUCAUGGCUCAGAUGCAGAACCAGAACAUGCAAGCAGGUAGCCCGAUGCAAAACACGAACAACAACAGCAACAAGAACGGACUGCUCCAGCCGGGGAUGGCUGGGUUCCCGGGGAACCAGGGGGCGAAUAUCUGGCAGACGAACUUUGACAGCCAGAUGGUGGAUGGCAACAGCCCGAGCGACAGCUGGAGCACGAGCUCGGUGCAGGGGCAGCCGCUUCCCUCGACGAUGAAUGUGGAAGACUGGUUUCAAUUCUUUGGGAUCAACGGCGAGGCCCAGCACGGGCUUGGGUUUGAUAAUGUAGCUGCGGCGGCUGGGUUAGGGAAUAUGAUGUAG